Cutaneotrichosporon oleaginosum is the source of this 1159-nucleotide messenger RNA. RefSeq lists its product as uncharacterized. NCBI's taxonomy places the organism in Eukaryota, Fungi, Basidiomycota, Tremellomycetes, Trichosporonales, Trichosporonaceae. Gene Ontology annotation, biological process: L-leucine catabolic process; ketone body biosynthetic process. The record is from RefSeq and is a predicted model, not a curated record. Gene Ontology annotation, molecular function: hydroxymethylglutaryl-CoA lyase activity.
CUCCAUCUCAUCUCGCGUUGUCUCUUCUCGUCUCGUCUCGGCCACUGCGCACCCGCAUAAUGUUCCGCCCCGCCACCCUCCGCUCGCUCUCCCGUGUCCCCGCCAUGCGCGCCGCCAGCGCCGCCAACGCUGCGCGGUGGUACGCGAGCUCGUCGGACAAGUUUGUGCGCAUCGUCGAAGUCUCGGCGCGUGACGGUCUCCAAAACCUCCCUCCUCCCGCCGUUCCCACGCCGGUGAAGAAGGAGCUAAUCCAGCGACUCCUCGACUCGGGGCUCAAGACGAUCGAGGUGGGCAGCUUUGUGCGCGCCGACCGCGUCCCACAGAUGGCGGACACGCCGCAGCUGCUCCCGCAGCUCCCACCCCUCUCGGCCGCCGCAGACACACACUACCCGGUCCUCGUGCCGAACCUGCGCGGCAUGCAGGGCCUGCUGGAGCUCGACAAGGGCGCUGAGCGACUCACGAACGAGAUCGCUGUCUUCGUGAGCGCGACCGAGCCCUUCUCCAAGGCGAACAACAACGCGUCCGUCGACAAGGUGCUCGCCGGCCUCCCGCCGGUCAUCGAGCAAGCGAAGGGCAAGUACCGCGUGCGCGGAUACGUGUCGUGCGUGAUGACGGACCCGUACGCGGGCCCGACAGACCCGAAGGACGUGGUCAAGGUCGCGCGCAAGCUGCUCGACAUGGGGUGCUACGAGGUGUCGCUCGGCGACACGACGGGCGAGGGCAACCCCGAGGCGUGGAAGCGGCUGUGGCAGGCGCUCAUCGACGAGGGUAUCCCCGUCGACAAGAUGGCUGCCCACUGCCACGACACGUUCGCCAUGGCCGUCCCCUCCAUCCUCGCGCUCCUGCCCAUGGGCCUGCGCAUCGUCGACUCGUCCCUCGCCGGCCUGGGCGGCUGCCCCUACUCGCCCGGCGCGACGGGCAACGUCGCGACCGAGGAUGUCGUCUAUGCCCUCCACAAGCUCGGAUACCAGACCGGUGUCGACCUCGACAAGCUCGUCGAGGACGGUAACUGGCUCUGCAGCGCCAUCGGGAUCCGCAACGAGUCCAAGGUCGGCCGCGCGAUCGGUGCCCGCCAGGCGCUCAAGAAGAAGAAGGCCGCCGAGGCCGCCGCGUAGGGGUUUCUUGCAUAGUUGUCACUCAUGUAUCUUUAUUCAGGCAG